AUGGCAGAUCCAGAGUGCUCGGCCGACGCUUUCCCCACUCCUCGCUCUGCGAGCUUCAGCAGAGAUGGGCCGCCGAUGAACAAGAACAUGACCAUGACCAUGAUGGUGUCGAUGCCUCGUCACACGCCUCCGCCCGUGCAUAAUCCCAGGGCAUCUGUCCCGCGGACGCCGCAGGAGUGGAAUGCCCUCCGUGGCGUGAUAACGCGUUUAUACCGCGAUCUGGAGUUGCCUCUCAAGGACGUCCAGCGCAUCAUGGAGAUGGAGUAUAAUUUCAAGGCUACAAAGCGCAUGUAUAACACCCGACUCAACCAGUGGAAUAUCCGCAAGAACUAUCGUGCCGAGGAGAAGGAACUUCUGGCGGCUCGCAUCACUCAAGCCCACCUCCAAAACCGUCCCGUCUCGGAGCUCACUUUCAAAGGCCGUCCGAUCAAACUGCACCGCGUGCUGCGACAUAUCAGAGACCCGAAGCGCGGUAAAGCUUUUCGGCAGAAGCGCGGGUUACCUUUGCCGACUCACACCGACGACGACGGUGGGAGUUCAUCCGAUUCCUCUGCGUCAGAUCUCGUCCGAGACGACAUGCUCCGCGCCGUUUCGAGCGGCGGGUCGAGAGGAUCAUCCUCCACGCCGCUAGGUUCGGGCAAUACGACGUCCAGCUUGCUCACGCCUUCGUCGUCAGAGUCAGACGAUGAUGGAGAGCCCUUUGAGAUCAUUCAGCGUGACGAGUUGCAUGCCGAAACCCCGGCUCCGAGUCCACCAAUAUUCCCACCAAAGGACAGGGUCAACCUGGAACUCAUUCUGCAUGAGACACGGUCAUAUUACCUUGACGUUAUGGGCAACGACCCCGUCAGUGAGACAAUCGGCAACCACAUCCAUGUCGUGGACACGGCCACCACGGUCUUUUGGUCAAACGUCAAGUCCGGCAUUUACUUUCUCAAGAAGCAAGCUCCAACACUGGCGUGGCCGUUGUUGAACGAAGCUUGUGUGUUGGCGGGGGACAUAUUCUCGCAAACGCCGGUUUUGUUUCUGAACAGCGUCUUCACUGUGCUCUCACCGAUCAACACGAGAGUCUAUCCGCAGGUGCGGAGCACGCUGCUGAGGUAUCUGGCAAGCAUGGCGGCGAUCAAGCUGAAAUCCAGGCACCAUCCGUUAGCUGUCGUGUGUCGAGAGAUUGCACGGGACAACGAGCGAGGCGAGGCCUCCGAGGCGGCAUUGAACCUCACCCUGGCAUUGUUCACGCAGAACCUGGGCCGCGAUCACAGCACCACCUUCGCCGCGCAUCGCUCGCUGAUUAGCCUCCUGCGACGCGGUAAGCGGCUCAACGCAGCCAAGCAGGAGGGUGAGAACCUGGUUCAGGUGACGGAACAAGCGCUGCUCUCGCGCUCGGACGUGAACAUCUACCAGCGCCGCCCGGCGGCCGUCGUCAUGGUGGACCUGUGUGCCGCCCUCACGGAGCUGGUGCACGUCCACAUGGACAUGGGCCAGCACGAUGUGGCGCGGAGGCUGUGUUCGUCCGUGAUCCGGAACUACCAGACCAUCCAGGGCGUCAAUUUCCCCGACACCAAGGCCGCCUAUGCCAUGGAGGACAUGGCCGAGCUGAGCUGUGCCAUCGGCGACAAAGCAGACGCGGCGUACUGGCUGGCGCAGGCGCUGGACGCGUCGUCCAUGCUCCGGGGCGACGCUGAUGCCGCGACGCAGCACAUCAGAGACAAACUUGGGCAGCUGGAUGGAGAGGCAGACCAGGCAGGCCUGGGUGGUUUCCAGGGUGUACAUGCCUAG
Molecule: messenger RNA, 1776 nt
Organism: Cladophialophora bantiana CBS 173.52
Lineage: Eukaryota; Fungi; Ascomycota; Eurotiomycetes; Chaetothyriales; Herpotrichiellaceae
Exons: 2
Coding region: 1-1776 (591 amino acids)
Molecular function (GO): protein binding
Source: RefSeq, a predicted model, not a curated record